Ceratosolen solmsi marchali is the source of this 1670-nucleotide messenger RNA. It is a transcript of the gene Stg-1, whose product is annotated as stargazin related protein STG-1. Gene Ontology annotation, cellular component: postsynaptic density membrane; AMPA glutamate receptor complex. The coding region runs from base 7 to 1194 and encodes 395 amino acids. The transcript is spliced from 8 exons. Lineage: Eukaryota; Metazoa; Arthropoda; Insecta; Hymenoptera; Agaonidae. Gene Ontology annotation, molecular function: voltage-gated calcium channel activity; channel regulator activity. Gene Ontology annotation, biological process: positive regulation of synaptic transmission, glutamatergic; neurotransmitter receptor transport, postsynaptic endosome to lysosome; regulation of AMPA receptor activity. The record is from RefSeq and is a predicted model, not a curated record.
GGUGCCAUGUCGCGGCUCUGCUGCUAUUGGCUCUGCCCUUACUCGGAUGGCCGGGGCGAGAGCGGAUCCCCGAGCUCCGGGGGCUCGGUCGACGACGAGGGUGGCGGCAGCCUGAGCAUCACCUCGGCGAUCUCCGCCUUACUGUCCUUCAUCGUUGUGGCGAUCGCGGUAUCGACCGGCCAGUGGCUGCUUACCGAGGAGAAGCUUCCGAGGCUCGUCCAGCAUCUGGCCAACGCCAGUACCGAGCCGGACAUCAAGCUCACCUAUAGCGGACUUUGGAGGGUUUGCGUGGCUGUUGGCUCGAACGCGGAAUACGAAUGCUCGACUAUCGAUUACUUCCCGCAGGAGGAGUACAGCCCAGAUCCGAGUGACUCGACCAUGGCAAUACCGUAUGCGGUGACGAAGUCCGCCGUCUUCUUCCUGGCAGCUACGGCGCUCCUCGUAAUCGCCGAAGUCUGUUACUUGGCAGGUCAUCUGGCACGGCCCAAGCCCAGCCUCUGCGUCUUCAUAGCCGGCGUCAUUUUAAUCAUUUCUGGUCUUUUGAUGCUCGUGGGCAUGAUUAUGUAUAUAUCUAUAUUCAAAGCUGAGGUAGGCAGUAAACUCCGACCUCGCUCAUCGUUUCAAGGCCCACCGUUCGUCUAUCGCUACGGCUACUCAUUUUUACUAUAUGUCAGCGGCUUUAUUACCACGGAGUUUGCCGGCACCACUGCCAUUUUUCUCCACAUCUCUUGGCAGCAACUCGAGCUCAUCCGCGAGUGCUCCAAGCGCAAAUAUCAAAGCAGGAACGCCUGCCACCUGGACAAUCAUCACGUGCACGCAACGACGAACAACGUAUACGGGAGCUUUCACCUGUGCGAGCGCCACCAAAAGAAGUACUUUUGCGAGCGCGAGACAAUCGAUCCCCAUCACCAUCAUCGCCGUCACCAUCAUCAUCACCACCACCACCACCACCUCGAGUACGAGGAAUAUUUACCGACGCCGCCCGACUGCAAUCACUAUCACCCGGGCAUGACGCACGAUUUGACUACCGAAACGGUGAGCACGAUAGCGGAUGUGCUGCACGAUGAGUAUGCAUUAGGAAUGCAACACGAAUUCGUGACUUUUGAUCUGAGUGAGAAUCUGCCGCCACUACCAGAAACUGUGAGAAAUAGCGGAUGGAAAUCAAAUUCGUUCAAGAAGACAACACCAGUCUGAUAUACCGUCAGGUAUGCUAGAUUAGUGCAAAUUGUCCAAAGCAGCGAUGUCGACUCCGAAUGCGAGAGCGAAGCCAGAAAAGAAACGGCGAAUACUGACAAAGAGGAUUUCCCCGAAGCGAAUCUAAUUAACAUGGGGGAUGCGGAUGAAAAAAGUUUGUUGUUGGACAAUCAGUGAAAUGUUCUCAAAAUAUUUACACAUAAUGAUAAGCGAUCGAAGAUGGUAGGUUUUGGAAAAGAGAAAAGGAAAUUAUUAAUAGUCGAUACUUCAAAUAAAAUACGUGUCUUACACGAUAAAACUGGAUCUGUGCCUCUUCAGACGUAAGAUGUUUGGCGUUAAGAACGCAGCUCGAUAUCUCUAUGUACCAUUUGUCUUUGAAAAUUGUUUUACUUUCAGUAGAAGUAGAUUAGAUAGUGAUGCGCAAGACUUCAAAUACAUACCAAUAUACGUGCUAUGUAAAAUAUUAUCAAAUUCUC